AUGUUAAUUGGCCCGAUUUACGCUCUCUUCGGGGAAGUCUUGAUGGUGGUGUCGUUAAUGUGAGUACAUUAUUUCUACUAAUGACAUUUGUACUGUCUUGAUCAACACUGAAUCCUUAAGUGCCGAUUUUUUAGCGCAGCUAUUGUUGUCAGGGCUCUCACGUCCAAAACCCAAGGCUAUGCACGAAGGGCUAACGAAGGGCUAACGCUUUUAAAACCCCUUACGGUGGCCAAUUUACGUUAUCAACACAGUUGAUAAUACCAAAUUACCCUGUUAUACUUUCCCACCGACACAUCACCACAGUUUCUUAAGAAACUUACCCCCUUUAUUCUAAGGUCAUGAAUGUUUCGUGCCUCUUUCCAUUUUCAGGGAUAUAGCUAUUUCAAAUGCUAACGUAAAAAAAGCCGACAAAAGCGACAAAUUGUAAGGGCUUAGAGUUAAAAUACCUCAAUAAAGAUAGCCAAAAAGAUAAACCGAUGCCUCUAACUUAAAGCCAAAUGUCCGUUCAUUCAAACUGUUCAACUUAAAAUUGUUCUGAUGCAGCAUUAGUCUUAACGAGUACCGGAUCAGUACAAUGUCUUCGUUGAUAGUGCUUGACAAGCAGCCUCAAUCAUUUCAAUUUUCUAGACUAAAUGCGAUGAUUUUUUUUCUGCAGCUUGCAGAAGGCUCGUUUAAUGGCUGACGAAAGUAUUGCGAGUUUCUAUGGAGCAAAUGAUUCUACACAACUUAUCAACGAAGAUGAGCAAGAAACAAGAGCGCGGAUAGAGGACUCCUUUUACAACGACCAACCGAUAGGAACUAAGGAUCAGAGAACUUUACUGAGUGCAGAUGAAGAAAAUAGGGAAUCAGUUGAGAAUAAUGAAAAGGAAAAAGAGGGAAAACCCAGCGAUGAAUCGAGUCUUUCGAUCAGUAACAGCGAAAAGCAAUACAUUCACUCAGAAGAGAAAUCACAGAGACCCACCUCUUUGUCAUUCAGUAACGAUCAUGCAACGGGCCAGAGUCGUCACGGGGCUGUCACGCCAAGUCGGCGGCAGGUGUCAUUUAUUCGAGAGGCCAAUCAAAACGAAUCUUGUGACGCAAGCGUUGCCUUCGACAACUCCCAAUUAUCAUCAGACUCUUUGUCACGCGUUCGGGCCAUCACGAGCGGUAGCGUGUAUUACCGAACGCAUAGCGAGGCGGAGGAAUGUGAUGAAAACGAACUGAGUUGUUAUCGAAGUAAUUCACAAAUACGGCGGAGAAGAAGGUACACCAAACGUGGUGCUGUAGUUUCGGAUUCUUUCGUCAAUGAAUGUAUCUGCUGCUGUGUAAUUAUUUAGAGAGCAGGCCGAAAGAACAGUAGUUACACGUGGCUUCGCACAGACCUGUCCAGUGAGGUCUCGACAAGUUACGCAACGACAUCGCCGAGAAAGUUGUCAGUCAAACUCUCAGGAGUGAUCAGCAUCUAUUUUCUCCCUUUAGCAUCAUUUCUGAAUCAAACAUUAAGAUCAUGAGAAUAAAGAGCAUGAUCGCCAACUAAAAUAGGUUGAUUGUUGAACAAACUUUCCUUAUCAACACCAAAGAAAUGUAGAAAGAACAGUGUAGAGAACGAAUAAGCAUGAUGGUUUUGGCGGUGUUAAGGUUUAAACAAAAGAUUACUAUUACGGAGUACAAACUGUAACCUGAGCCAGCCCCUCGUUCAAAGGUUACCCCUGACAACUGCCAUUUCUCUGAGAGAUGGAGCCUGAGAUAGGUUCGGUACCAACUGGUUUUUUUGUCAAAUUCCCUCAUCCUGCAAAAUUUUGUCAAGAGCUUGCUUCUAAUCUCCCUCAU
Messenger RNA from Pocillopora meandrina, 1809 nucleotides. The record is from the annotation of a GenBank genome assembly. NCBI's taxonomy places the organism in Eukaryota, Metazoa, Cnidaria, Anthozoa, Scleractinia, Pocilloporidae.